Molecule: messenger RNA, 3885 nt
Organism: Vombatus ursinus (common wombat)
Lineage: Eukaryota; Metazoa; Chordata; Mammalia; Diprotodontia; Vombatidae
Product: zinc finger protein 420-like
Exons: 7
Coding region: 856-3366 (836 amino acids)
Biological process (GO): regulation of DNA-templated transcription
Cellular component (GO): nucleus
Source: RefSeq, a predicted model, not a curated record
AUCUAUUCACUGCGGUCCCUAGCUGCCCCCUGGUGGCCUUUGAUCGAAUUCUGAUCUGGAGCGUUGGGAUCCUGGUGCAUUCUGGGAAAUGUAGUUCAGGUUCUGUCAGUGCGCAGAUCGGUGAGUGCUCGCGUUCAUGUCAGAGAAGAUUCUCUCCCCCUUCUCCCCGCCACCCCAUGCUCGGCCUGGAAGAACGUGGUGUGCGUGCGUGCGUGCGUGAGUCUGUCUGUGCCUGUGUUUGCGUCCGGGAAUUUUGGGAAUGGUAGUUCUGGUGGGAGAGGGAGUUGGAUGUGCGCAGGAGCAGUUCGUCUCUGGCUGGGGUUGAUUUUUGCCGUUUGUUCCCGGAGAAGGCCACAGGCAGGUCACGGAUUUGCAGGAACAUGAUGUUGGUAGAGCACAACUCUAGAGAGCGAGAGUCAAUCUUAGGAAUAUGUGGACUGAGACCUUUCACCAGAGCUUCAGGGAAGAGACUGAGAUGAAGGAGCAGAUCCUGGACUAUUUGUGGUAGAGGAAUUACUGCUUCAUCCUGCUAGGAGAGACAAGACUUUGUUAAAGCUUGAACAGCAAGGAGGGAAUAACUGUAGAGUUCUUCACUGUAGUGCUGGAAUUGAAAGGAGCCUGAGCCUCUUUCACCCCCUGUUAAUCACCAAUAGGCUCAGAAGUGUAAGCAUCACGUUUGACUGUUCAGCAGGGCCAAUUCUUUCAUGAUGCUAUUUUCUAUCAUUUACACCUCUAGAUUGAGUUGCAAACUUAAUUUCACAGAGCACAUCGGAACCCAAGCUCAGAACUCUGCUGCUGUCUCAGAACUCUGCCUUUUCCCAAUAUAAUACAAAAGAGGAAAAGAAAGAGCUGGAAAUGACUUCUGUUCUACUUUCAGUUAGAUCCCAGAGAUUAGUGACAUUCAAGGAUGUGGCUGUGAACUUCACUCGGGAGGAAUGGGGGCAACUGGAUCCUUCUCAGAGGGACUUGUACAGGGAUGUGAUGUUGGAGAACUAUGGGAACCUUGUGUCCAUUGGACUUCCAGUUUCUAAACCAGAUGUGAUCUCCCAGUUGGAAAGAGGAAAUGCACCUUGGAUGUCAGAGGAAGAAUUCUCAAGAAGCACUCGUCUAGAUUAUUUUAGCCUGGAAACUAAGCUUAAAGCUGAAUAUUCAUCUUCAAAGCAGACUGGUUAUACAGGAAUAUCCAAAGAAGGACUCAGAAAAGAAGUUACCUGGGAUUCCAAGAUGAGAGAAAUUCGGGAAUGUGAUGUCAAAUUAGAGAGGGAAGAGAACUACCAGGAGAAACAAUCCAGACAAGUAACAAACAUUCCCAGAAAAAUAGCUAGUGACUAUAAUACAUUGUUAGGAAGUUUCAGCCCAGGGUCAGUCUUUGUUUCACAACAGAGAGUUACUACAGGAAAAAAUCUCCUUAAAUAUAAUCGAAUCUCCUUAGGGAAGAAACUUUCUAAGUAUAAUAAAUACAGGAAACCCUUUAGUUACCACUCAGACCUUAUUCAAUUUCGAAUAGCAAAUUCUGGAGACAAAUCAUAUAUAUGUCAUGAAUGUGGGAAAGCCUUUGGUCAGAGGAGAUAUCUUAUUGAACAUCAGCGAAUUCAUACGGGACAGAAGCCCCAUAAAUGUAAUGAAUGUGGAAAAGCCUUUAUCCAGAGAGGAAACCUUACAUCUCAUCAAAGAAUUCAUACAAGAGAGAGACCCUUUGAAUGUAAGGAAUGUGGGAAGGCUUUUAGCCAAAGGGGUCACCUUACUGAACAUCAGAGAAUUCAUACUGGAGAGAAACCCUUUGAAUGUAAAGAAUGUGGAAAAGCCUUCAGCCAUAGGGGGCAUCUUGCUGAACACCAGAGAAUUCAUACUGGAGAGAAACCUUUUGCAUGUAAUGAAUGUGGGAAAGCUUUUAGCCACAGGACAUCCCUUAUUUAUCAUCACAGAAUUCAUACUGGGGAGAAACCCUUUAAAUGUAAUGAAUGUGGGAAAGCCUUUAGUCAGAGGGGGAACCUUACUGAACAUCAGAGAAUUCAUACUAGAGAGAAACCCUUUGAAUGUAAUGAAUGUGGGAAAGCCUUUAGCCACAGAGGCCAUCUUACUACACAUCAGAGCAUUCAUACUUCAGAGAAACCAUAUCUUUGUAAUGAAUGUGGGAAAACCUUUAGCCAACGAGGAAACCUUAUUGAACAUCAACGAAUUCAUACUGGCGAGAAACCCUUUGAAUGCAAUGAAUGUGGGAAAACCUUUAGUAGAAGGGGAUAUCUUCCUGAACAUCAGAGAAUUCAUACUGGAGAGAAACCUUUUCAAUGUAAUGAAUGUGGAAAAGCGUUCAGCCACAAAGGAAGUCUUACUGAGCACCAGAGAAUUCAUACCGGAGAGAAACCUUUUCAGUGUAAUGAAUGUGGGAAAACCUUCAUCAAAAACUCACGUCUAGUCCAGCAUCAGAAAAUUCAUACUGGAGAGAAGCCAUUUGAAUGUACCGAAUGUGGGGCAAUGUUCAGCCAGGAAGAGAAACUUAUUGAACACCAAAGAAGGCAUGCUGGAGAGAAACCUUUUGAAUGUAAAGAAUGUGGGAAAUUCUUUAGUCGGAAGGGAUACCUUACAGAACAUCAGAGGAUUCAUGCUGGAGAAAAAUCAUUUGAAUGCAAAGAAUGUGGGAAAUUCUUUAGUCGGAAGGGUUACCUUACUGAACAUCAGAGAAUUCAUGCCGGAGAUAAAUCCUUUGAAUGUAGUGAAUGUGGAAAAGCUUUCAGCCAAAGGAAAUACCUUACUCAGCACCAGAAAAUCCAUACUGGGGAGAAACCCUUUGAAUGUAAUGAAUGUGGGAAAGCCUUUAGACAAAGGGGACACCUCACAGCACAUCAGAGCAUUCAUACUGCAGAGAAACCUUUUGAAUGUAAUGUGUGUGGAAAAGCAUUCCGACAGAGAGGAAGCCUUACUGAACAUCAGAGAAUGCAUGCUGGAGAGAAACCAUUUGAAUGUAAUGAAUGUAGGAAAGCAUUUAGUCACAGGAGCAGUCUUAUUGAACAUCAAAGAAUCCAUGCUGGAGAGAAACCCUUUGAAUGUAAUAAGUGUGGGAGAGCCUUCACCCAUAGGAAAUCUUUCAUUUACCAUCAGAGACUUCAUAGUGGAGAGAAACCAUUUGAAUGUAAUGAAUGUGGGAAAGCCUUCAGUGACAACUCUUAUCUUACCUUACAUAAGAGAAUUCAUACUGGAAAGAAACCCUACAAGUGUAAUCAUUGUGGGAAAGCUUUUAGCCAGAGAGGAAACCUUACUGAACAUCAAAGAAUACAUACUGGAGAGAAACCCUUUGAAUGCACUGAAUGUGGGAAAGCCUUUACCCAUAGGAAAUCCCUUAUUUAUCAUCAGAGAAUUCAUGCUUGAGUGAAACUUAUUGAGUGCAGUAAUUUUGGGAAAUCUUUUAGCCACAGCAGAUACCUUAAUUCACACUGGUGAGAAGCUUUUUGGAAGUAAUGAGUAUAAAAAUCCUUUAUCUACCAAGGGAAGCUUAAUGAACAUAAGAGGAUUUGUACUGUAAUCAAGGUGAUCCCUGAAAUAUUAUCAGAAACUUUAUAAUAUUGAAAAAUUACAUAUAAGCAAUGCAUGUGGGAAACCUUCAGUAGUAACUGAAGCCUUAGAAAGCAUCAGAUAACUCUAAUUAAAGGAAAACCUUAUGAAUGUAUUUACUAUGAAAAAUUUUAGAGUAGUUUAUCCCUUAUAAAAUGUUAGAGACUCCAUACAAGAUUAUCAGAGGAAUUGUGGUGCACUGCAUAGAGUACUGGAUUUGAAGACAGGAAAACCUGAGAUCCAAUCAUGCCUCAGACCAUUUCUAGCUGUGUGACUCUGGGCAAGUCACUUAACUGCUCUCAGCCUUAGUUUCCUUUUCUGUAAAACAAGGAUACA